UUUAAAAGACCGGACUUGGGAGUCUGGCCUGAGUUUCCCUGUAUUUCAGGCUAUUUUUGAAAAUUCCCAAAUGCCAUACCCUUUCGUUUCCAACUUUCCAUAGAGACCAGUUAACUGUUGUGAAAUUCCGAGCUCCAAGAAGACUUCGUUCUAUACAGUCAGAUUUCUCGCUUUAUUUUCCGUUAAUCGGGUAGUUAAAAAUUCUUCUUUUGGUUGAAGACACACCCGAAGGCAGAAAUUAUUAAAACAGGGAUAAUUUAAACAUGUCAGCUCUCUUCAAUUUCCACUCUUUCCUCACAGUGGUGUUGUUAGGCAUCUGUACCUGCACUUAUUUGAAGAUGCAAUUUCCAGCUCUUCUUGAGCAGAGAACUGGGUUUGUAGGUGUCUUCUGGAAGGCUGCUAGAAUAGGCGAGAGAUUGAGUCCUUGGGUGGCUGUAGGAUGCUUCACAAUGGGUGUCUCAAUAAUCUUCUUCUAAGAGGAGAGCUGUUUACAAGACAACAAGAGGCAUGAUAACCUCUUUGGAAACAGGAGGUUGCCAUUCCCCAAUUCGAGCUGAAACCAAAACCCUUCCCGAGUUGGGAUUGCUGGCUGGAAGUUAGCACCGACAGCUCCUAUAGAAGGAAAUGUACUCAUUGAGCAUAUUAAUCAUGAACCUUCAAAACCAUGUUAUUAUACACAACAACAAAGUCAGUCUUGUUCUCAAUAAAUUUAGGGUCGGUUGUAUGAAUCA
Molecule: messenger RNA, 731 nt
Organism: Olea europaea var. sylvestris
Lineage: Eukaryota; Viridiplantae; Streptophyta; Magnoliopsida; Lamiales; Oleaceae
Product: protein kish-like
Exons: 6
Coding region: 264-476 (70 amino acids)
Biological process (GO): intracellular transport; protein secretion
Source: RefSeq, a predicted model, not a curated record